UAUAUUUGUUGUGCUGCUCACAAGGCUACAUCAGAAAAGUCAUAUUAUUCGGAAAGCAUUUGAAACAUUGCGAAAUGAUCGAUAAAACGUGACGACGACGUCUGAAAACAAUUUCGUUUAUCGUGUAAAAAAUAUUAUUUUUAAAUGUUGUUUUACAGUGCGCUCUUUGUGUGUUUCUUGGUUGUUCUGGCUUCCGACAAUACAGAAGUAAAAAAGGCAGAACCAGACAAAAUAGAAACAAUAUUCGCUGACGUCAUUAAAAACAUUUCACGGGUCAACAACGUAUUACAAGAGCUUAUCAAUAAUUAUGAACAAUUACAAAAAGUAUACAUAUCUCAAGAGAAUUUUGAUAGACCAGAAUUGUCAAGUCAAGGGGACACUGAGCACUCAUCUCAAAAUAUCAAAAAGCCAAAGACACCUACACCUUACGUGCAUAAACAGGCAGGUACACGAAUGAUACUAUCAGACACCGAAAUAGAUAAAACCACCAAAGGUAGGACUGAUAAAACGGUUAUAAAAAAAACGACAGCGUACGAUCCCACGGCUUUAUCAGAUUCUUCUGACAUGGAAAAAAUUAUACAAAGAGAUGUUAAAAAACUCAAACAACUAGAAGAGUCAAGAAAUGUUAAAAAAGCAGCUACAGAUACACUCGCAGCAAGUAUACCGCAAAGACAGCCAGUAAUACAUCCUAACUUACACAGUAAAGAAGAUAAAAGUAAAGAAUCUCAAAAUACAAAAAUAAUUUUCAUUAACACUCAAAAGAAAGUGAGAGAUAAAACAGACAAAGAGCCAAAAACAAUGGGUGAACAGACAGUUGACGACAAUUCUAUGAAAUUAAAUCCGAAGUAUGAUACGAAAGAUAUACUUAAUAAGGACGAGUUAAAUAGUAAUGUGAGACCACAGAAUGUGAAUGAUAGAAAUAUUUCUAGUAUCGUAAUAAAUAAAUUACAUUCUUAUUCUAUCGACGGUCUAGGAAAACCGCUAGAUGUAGAAAUACAAAUAGGUGUAAAUCCAGAAAAUUCAAAAGACGUAGAGAAGCAACGGGAUGCAGAUAAAGAAAGAAAUCAACUAAAUUCAAAGUAUUUAGUAAAACAAGAAAUGCCAAGGAAUGUAGAUAAAUUCAGAAAGGUAACUACAGAAGAUCCAAAUGAUCCAGAUAACCAAAGAAAUUAUGCGAGUCCAAGGAAUGCAGAUAUUAUAAAGAGUCCAGACAACCCAAGUAAUAGACACAGAGAAUCAGAAAAUCCAAGAGGUACAGGAAAUUUAUCUCAUAAAGAAGCCCUCAAAAGACCAGGAAAUCAGGAACAUCCUAUUUAUUCAAAAGAAUUUGGUCACGCUACGGCUUCAGAAGAAAAAUAUGUUUUGACCGACGAUGAUGAAAGCAUUCAUAUAAAUAAAAAACUCAAAACUGUGAAUAACAUUGCAGUAUCUCAAAUUGAAACAGCUACGUUAAGGACUCAUGUGGAUAAUAAAUCUGCUCAGAAAAAUCAAGGAGACACGUCUUCAGAUAUAAGCGAUGAUGACGAUGCGUUGACUAAAGACAUGUUUAAAACCAGUGUGCUACGCCAAGCCUAUGGGGACGCCUGUCUCAAGCUUGUGGUUCGGAAAUGUUAUCGGGCAUGCAAAAAAGUUUAUGUGACAUCCUGCAAAACAACUCAUUGCAAGUCUGACUUAAAAGAAAUAUUCCAAAGAAGUUCUAGAACUGGUUGUAUCAAGGAAUUUGUAGACAAGAAAGAAGAUUGUGAUAGUGAUAAAAAGCACGCAUUUCGAGCUGGAGAGAGCCCCGACGGUCUUCAUGUGGAUAUAACAAGAGAAGGCUAUCUAGCAGUAGCCUGUCAGCCACAAACUGGUACCGGACUGUCUGAACUUAGACGACACCUACUCCCAAACAAAGGUACAAUAAAUGCAAGCAACGUGAAUUCAAAAGGCAAUGAUAUCGAACUAAACUUACUGAGAGAUCGUUACGAGAAGGCCUGUCAGAAACUAUCCCGAGGUAAAUGUACCACAGCUUGCAAUUACGCUCAAAAUGCCACAUGUGUCAAAUUUGAAUGCGGGAAGAAGUUGAAGAAGAAUUUGAGAAGAAAUUGUAAGGCUAAAUGUAGGAUAGCUUACUCUAGUACUUCGAAGAAGAAGGGUAGUGGCAGUGGCAGCGACAGUGGUAGUGAUAGUGAUGAUGAUGAUUCAGGCACUGAUGAUUCGGGUGAAUCGGAGAGUGAGUAAUCGGCGAAUUGAUUUAAGACCUUCUUGAGACACGAUUAAGGGAUUUUGAUCAAUAUAUGGCGCUAGUGCAAACAUCUCGGCUUCGUCCAAUAGGGAAUUAGCUAAUGUCACGCCAUUGGACGUUAAAUUUUUGUAGCAGCAGUGAUUGGACAAAAAAUCUCUUUCUACAUUUCCGCCAUUUGGUAAGCAAAAAUACGGUAACUCAUUCGUGUCUCAUGUAGUAGUCAAAAGGAUGGAGAUUAAAAAUGGUCUUUCCAAGUUUGGAAGAAGAAUUGAUAAAUUAGUUUGUAGAUAUAGAAGUAACAAUAAAAUAGUUAUA
This is a messenger RNA of Spodoptera frugiperda (fall armyworm), 2539 nucleotides long. RefSeq lists its product as uncharacterized. The coding region runs from base 145 to 2220 and encodes 691 amino acids. The transcript is spliced from 6 exons. The record is from RefSeq and is a predicted model, not a curated record. Lineage: Eukaryota; Metazoa; Arthropoda; Insecta; Lepidoptera; Noctuidae.